UUGACACAUCAUUGCGCGUGUGUGACGUAGCGGCGGAUGCAGACGACCUUAAAUACGGCCUCGCUUCCCAUGUGCGACUGCAGUCUGCGGAAAUCGCUGCUCUACACAGGCGCUCACAUUCCACUAGCUCAUUUAAAGAAGCUAUCCACCACAGCACCACGAUGUCCACCAAGGAGAAGCUGAUCAGCCAUGUGUCCAAGGAGGAGGCAGUUGGCUGCAGGAACAAAGUGACAGUUGUGGGCGUUGGCAUGGUGGGAAUGGCCUCCGCUAUCAGCAUACUGCUCAAGGAUCUGUGUGAUGAGUUGGCCUUGGUUGAUGUAAUGGAGGACAAACUCAAGGGUGAGGUCAUGGACUUACAGCAUGGCUCCCUUUUCCUGAAGACGCACAAAAUUGUGGCGGACAAAGACUACAGUGUGACGGCAAACUCCAAAGUGGUGGUUGUGACCGCUGGAGCCCGUCAACAGGAGGGCGAGAGCCGUCUGAAUCUGGUGCAGCGCAACGUCAACAUCUUUAAGUUCAUCAUCCCGAACAUUGUCAAGUACAGCCCUAACUGCAUCCUCAUGGUGGUCUCCAACCCAGUGGACAUCCUGACUUACGUGGCCUGGAAGUUGAGUGGAUUCCCCCGCAAUCGUGUCAUCGGGUCUGGAACAAACCUGGACUCUGCUCGUUUCCGCCACCUGAUGGCAGAGAAGCUCCACCUGCACCCCUCCAGCUGCCAUGGCUGGAUCAUUGGGGAGCAUGGAGACUCCAGUGUGCCUGUCUGGAGUGGAGUCAAUGUCGCUGGAGUGUCACUGCAGGCACUGAACCCAAAUAUGGGAGGAGACUCUGACAGUGAGAACUGGAAAGAAGUUCACAAACAAGUAGUUGCUGGAGCCUAUGAAGUCAUCAAGCUGAAGGGCUACACCUCCUGGGCCAUUGGUCUGUCUGUGGCCGACCUGGUGGAAAGCAUCAUGAAGAAUCUGCACAAAGUGCAGCCCGUGUCCACCCUGGUCCAGGGGAUGCAUGGAAUCGGCGAGGAGGUGUUCCUGAGUGUGCCCUGUGUCCUGGGUAACAGUGGUCUGACUGACGUCAUCAACAUGACCCUGAAGCCCGAUGAAGAGCAGCAGCUGAGGAAGAGCGCUGAGACUCUGUGGGGAGUACAGAAAGAGCUCACUCUGUGAGCAGGCUCCUCCUACUGGCCGGAGAUCACUCCUAAACAUACUAAUUGUGUCCAUUGUCAACAUGCAACAAUGUAUUAGACCAGUUCUUAAAAGGUCAAGGGUUUGUGAAUGAGCUACAUUAUCUGUCUAAUAUUUAAAAACGUUACUCAUUUCAUGUUCUUAUUAGCACAUUUUUCCUGCCAUGACUGAACUUACCAUAACUUAAAACGGCAGUUUACUCCCAUACUGUAUGUACCUUACUGUAUGUCACUGUACUGUACUGUACUGCUGCUGCUGCUGCUGCACUCCCUGCUUGUAGAUUGUAUUUAAGUGUAUGUAGUUGUUACCAGUGGGUCAUUUCCAAUGGUAAUCUGUUUGAUUUUUAUCUACCACAAAAUGGUGACAUUCCAUUCUCUGUGAGAAAGGUGUCCUCUGCAGCCUGUUAACUGCUGCAUAUCACUGGGCCAGUUCUUGUGAUGCCGAAGCACUCUGUGGCUAUGGGACGUCUUCUACUUAUAACUUUUAGUCCACUAAAGUGCACUGAUACAGCCGAACCUAAUAAUAAACAUUUUGUGUGAACACAACAAGAACGAGAUUCAACAGCAAAGGAACCUGCUCGGACUAUGCUGAUAUGGUUAACAAUCUGGAAAGGUGUUGGUUUUAUGUGCACCAUAAACCCUCCAGAGUAACAUGAGUCAUUCUAUCUCUGGUAAAACGGCGCCAAUGGUGAUGGUAUUUAUUCGUUUAUACUGAGCUCUAUUUAUGUUUUAAUGUUGCAUUAGAUUUCUAUUCUAGAUCAGAUCCUGUACCUGUGGUGGCAGCUGCACAUUGAUUUUUUUAUUUUGCUGUGACAUCAAAUAAAUCUGCCAGGAUAACAGGAUAA
Boleophthalmus pectinirostris (great blue-spotted mudskipper) is the source of this 2022-nucleotide messenger RNA. RefSeq names its product lactate dehydrogenase A4 (gene ldha). Gene Ontology annotation, molecular function: L-lactate dehydrogenase (NAD+) activity. Gene Ontology annotation, cellular component: cytoplasm. Bases 162 to 1160 code for a protein of 332 amino acids. The transcript has 8 exons. The record is from RefSeq and is a predicted model, not a curated record. Gene Ontology annotation, biological process: carboxylic acid metabolic process. NCBI's taxonomy places the organism in Eukaryota, Metazoa, Chordata, Actinopteri, Gobiiformes, Gobiidae.